GGGGAGAGACUGAGAGCACACGGCCGCCGCUCCCCGCAUUCUCCCACCCCCUAAAAUAUGAUCAGGGGGGCUUGGAUGUAUCCAAGGGAAGAUGAGGCCGUCUUAAAGAUCUGCUGGGAACCCCGACACAGCGACAAACCGUGCGCCGACUCCGAGAGGGCUCAGAGAUGGCGAAUGUCCCUGGCGUCUCUCUUGUUCUUCACCGUCCUGCUGUCUAAUCACCUGUGGUUGGUGUCUGCAGGGGCCAAAGCAAGGGGCAGCUUCACCUUCAGUCUCCAGCCAGCCAACUCCAGCCUGCUGCCCCCCCAGAGCUUCCCAGGAGAGGGCAGGGGCUGCUGGGACACUUUCCUAAGCAAUCUGACCAAAUCUGCUGCUCAACCUCCUCAUUGCACUGGGGUCAGGUCCACUCACCUGGACACAGCCUGCGCCAAACUGCAUUAUUUGCAAAGACACCGGGGGUCUUUCUCUCCAUCCUACCCCCAACCUUCCUCCUGGUCCUCCUCUUACUGGUCCUACCCCCCUUCCUCUUUUUCCUCCAAGAGGAACUUUUUGAAGGCUUAUUUUCGCAACUACACCCUGUCCUUUUGUGAUACCUACACCAUCCUGGACCUGCUGCUAGGUAUGUCUAACCCCGACAGCCUGGACUGCAGCCUGGAGAGCCUGAUGGAGGACUUUGUGGGGGCAGCUGCAGCCUCUCCUGCCCUCAUUGAGGGUGAGGUGUGCAGCAGCUGCAUCCAAGCUUACCAGAGACUGGAUCAACAUGCUCAGGAAAAAUACGAGGAGUUUGACUUUGUGUUGGAGAAAUAUCUGCAAUCUGGGGAAUACUCUGUGAGAUCCUGCGUGGGUGAUUGCAAGGCUGUCUACAAAGCAUGGCUUUGCUCGGAGUAUUUUAACGUGACCCAGCGGCAGUGCCGCCAUCGCAUUCCCUGCAAGCAGUACUGCCUAGAGGUUCAAACCCGCUGUCCUUUCAUGCUACCUGACAAUGACGACCUUAUUUACGGAGGGUUACCUGGCUUCAUCUGUACAGAUAUGCUAGAAAACCAUAUGUCCAACACAGAGGCAGAGUGCUGUGACGUCCGAUGGCAUUCCUGCAAAACCCAAGGGAGCGGCAACCACAACACAUCAACCAAAUCUACAGACUCCCGGUUCAAAUAUUAUCCACACCACCAGCACCAUCGAGACCAUCACUUGCAUCCCUACCAUCAUCAGCACCACCAGUCUCUGCUGCCGGUCUCAGCGGGAUCCCGCCUCGGAAACACCAGACUAAGGCUAUGUGUGUUGGUGCUCAUGCUCCUCCACACCAUGGCCUCCUUCUCGGUUGUGCAGAAUGGGGUUACAUUGGAGCCCUUGCCCGGCCUGGAUGAUUCAUCGUCACAUGAAGAGUGAACUUAUGGAAGUGCUUUCUAAAAAUCCAGAAAGUUGGAAUCAGUUCCUCCGAUGGGUCCACUGUUUUCUUUGACCUGGAGGCACGGAGAGGGGAACCUCAAAUGCAGUCAACCAUGGUGCAGCCUGGUGAAAAUAUAUCAGUUCUAUGGGUUAGAGGGCCCGUGAGACACAACUUUGAGAAGGGUUCUGUGUCAGUGGCCUUGAAAUGAUGCUUGUACUAAGCAAAGGCGAUAUGAGGCAGAGUGAGAUUGGGGUGGUCAAGUAUCACUGUGUUGUGUGAAUGCCUGGCAAAAUAAUACAUGGCACCCUGUGGUUAGUUAAAUCAACACCUGGUUGAGCCUACCGUUAACGACUGGUGAGCCUUAUUACUGGUAGCGAAGUGAUUUUGUGCUGCCAUGAAUGUAUCUUUGGUCAUUUUGUGCUUGGCCAAGUAGCCAGCAAUGUUCCCAGUAAUAAUGAAAAAGAGAAAGAGAAAUUAUAUCCUGAAGUAUUUUCAAGGGGAAAAAAUUAUAAAAAAAAAUGUAUUAAAAUACCCCUAAAAAGUGUUAUAACAAUUGAUAUAGUAAACAUGAUGUGUUAAAGUAAUGCUGGCUAGAAAUUGGAAGGUAGAAGAAGCAGCAAUGUCAAAGCCUAAAAAUGUGCAAAAAACGCAAUCUAAAGAAAACCCGUUGAGGUACCACACAUUGCUAAGUAGAAAAAAAAACACUUCUAGCAGAAUGUAGAAGUAUAAGAAAUACAGAAAAAAGAAUGAUACGACUACUACAGAGGUAUUGGUGGCAGGAGUGGUCUGGAGCGUGUGUCUAAUUGCUUCAUCACAAUAGGAAAAGGCUGUAGUAAAGACACAACCAUAAGCCUAAAAUAAGAGUAGAAAAGGAUGUCUUCAGUGCAGCCACAGAGCCCAGAGGCCUACAUCCAAGUGCAGCUUAUACUGCAGGGCUACAGUGAACACCAGUUAAUAACAUUAAAAUGCUAAAUGCGCAAUGACAUUCCAGUUAUUCCUAUCCAGUACUUGUAUAAUGUUUUGUUUUAGUGUGUUUGCUCAUGUCAUCUCUAAUUUCAGAUAUCUGUGAUCUGUUGUAUAAACAAACUACCAACCAUCUAGUCUCCGAGCUUUUGUUUCCAACCGAGUUUUUAGAUCAUGCAUAUCCUUAACUUGGGCCAAACUGCGCUGUGCAGCACUAUGGGGCGCAAGGAACAAUGGUUUCAUAGAAAAAAAAAAUCCCUCUUUCUAGAUGUGAUCAUGAUAAUGACAAUUUUCAGAUAUAAAGAUUUAUGAAGGGGAGGAAGUUAAAGCCCCUAAUGCAAAAGAAUUAAUUGAGCAGCUGCUAUUAAACAUCCGUGAUAUAUUUCUCACAUAGUACAGACAUGAAGAUAUGCAAUACCUGUAUAGCAUUUGCCUUUUGUGUGUUUGCUUUAUUUAAUAAAUUCUCUUGUCUAGUUAAUGUAUAGUACAAAUCCAUACAGAUCACUUGCAUUUUGUGGUGUUAAUGUCCUAUUUGGCAUCUCAUCUACAGUAAAAUAGCAGCUUGUUUUCCAUACUCACUUUAUUUAAUUAUACAUGUAGAAGGAAUACCUGCACUCACAAUCUGGGUACUGGGUUAUUGUUUGCCUUAUAAUGAGUGGGAGAAGCAACAGGUGUCAGUUUAUGGUUUCUUACUCGCUUCUGCCAGGAACUGCUUGCAUCAAUUGAGUUACACCAAAUGUAAUGCCACAAAGGUUUCCUAAUUCAUUCCAUAUGACAGUCAGACACAUAGGUGACCAACAUGCAGAAUUUCUAACUCUAGAUUUUAGGCAAGAUUGCUUUUGUGCAGGGAUGUGCCACCUAGAUAUUAUGAACUACAUCUACUAGCAUCAGUGGAAUGCUAGGAAUUGUAUUUCAGCAACAUUUGGAAGACUGUAGGCUUGCCAAGCCUUCCCUGGUAGCUGAAUAAUCUUUAGCAAUUACUCUGUACCAGUGUUUGCCAGGGGAUAUCCAAUCUACUGAAAAAGUAAAUAUACUCAUCUGAGCAAGGUCUCAAUAAAUGGUUCUCAACACUUCUGAA
Xenopus tropicalis (tropical clawed frog) is the source of this 3428-nucleotide messenger RNA. RefSeq names its product NALCN channel auxiliary factor 2 (gene nalf2). Gene Ontology annotation, cellular component: membrane. Lineage: Eukaryota; Metazoa; Chordata; Amphibia; Anura; Pipidae. The record is from RefSeq and is marked provisional.